This is a messenger RNA of Capsaspora owczarzaki ATCC 30864, 842 nucleotides long. Its product is annotated as HCCA2 protein. Gene Ontology annotation, cellular component: cytoplasm; nucleus. Lineage: Eukaryota; Filasterea; Ministeriida; Capsasporidae. Gene Ontology annotation, biological process: positive regulation of protein phosphorylation; signal transduction. The coding region runs from base 32 to 643 and encodes 203 amino acids. Gene Ontology annotation, molecular function: protein kinase activator activity. The transcript is spliced from 5 exons. The record is from RefSeq and is a predicted model, not a curated record.
AUUUCAUUUCAUUCAUUUCUUCUUCGAUACAAUGUCAAUGUUUGGAUGGAGGGGCAGACGGAAGCCCGCGGCGGAGGACAAGAAGGGCCAAGCUGCGUACUCGACCGAGACGAUCGUCACUGGCGACCUGCAGUCCGUCGUCAUGCUCCCGGACGGCGAAGACCUCAACGAAUGGCUUGCUGUCAGCCUGUUGUCAUUCUUUAACAACAUCAACAUGUACUAUUCCGUCGUCUCGGAGCUAUGCACAGCCCAAACAUGCCCAUCCAUGACUGCAAACAAAACCGAGUACCAAUGGACUGACGACCGAGGGCGACGGACAAAGGUGCCCGCUCCGCAGUAUGUGGACAUUGUCACAACCUACAUUCAGAAGCAACUGACGGAUGAGAACGUCUUCCCCACCAAGUUUGGCUCUCAAUUCCCGAAAGACUUCCAAGCAAUCGUUCGUAAAAUCUUCAAGUUCCUCUUUCAAGUGCUCGCACACAUCUAUCACGCGCACUCGCACCAAGUCGUCGCGCUGGGACUCGAGGCGCACAUUAACACGCUCUUGAUUCACUUCAUUCUGUUUGCCCAAAAGUUCAAGCUGCUUGAGGCCAGCGAGCUCGCCCCGCUGCAAGACUUGAUCAAGCAGCUUGCCGUGUUUUAAACGGCAGCCAGCUUGAAGGUGGUCGCCAUUUCUCCGACUGUUUGAGCAAUGGCCCUUGUGCAAGGAGAGGUGCAUGGUGGCUGUCAACUGUCCGGUUUUUUUUUUGUGUGUGGUAGUUUUGCGUUGCGUGUGGUUUUGCGAGUGUUUUGUGAAAUAGUUUUCGUUCUACGUGCAUGUAGAGUAGCCCAAUCAAAAGAGU